AUGGUUGAAAAUAGGAGGAACCAUUUACCUCUUUUAUUGGCUUUGCUGGAUCCUACGCAUCAACGGUACUUUUACACUAAUCAAUCAACUGCAUCAUUAAUAAGCAUUAGAUGUGCAAUUGACGAGCUUUCUAAAGUUGGUGAGAUUCCAGAAGUGCCCGAAUUUUUUCCAGAAUCUGGUUUAAACAGACUGUUGUCACGGGUCACUGCUACGAUGCGGUGGUGUGGUCCCACAAU
Molecule: messenger RNA, 236 nt
Organism: Sphenostylis stenocarpa
Lineage: Eukaryota; Viridiplantae; Streptophyta; Magnoliopsida; Fabales; Fabaceae
Source: the annotation of a GenBank genome assembly